CUUCGUUAGCCGGGCCGAUCCGGGCGGGCCUGUCGCCGUCGUGGUGUCCCGGGUCCGGCGGGGAUGUUGGCGCUGCGAUGCUGCGGGAGGAGGCUGCUGCUGGCGGGGGCUCCGUUCCGGGCCUGCUCCGGCUCCGGCUCCGGCUCCUCCGCCAACCCCAGCAACCCUCGGGUGUUCCUGGACGUGGGCGCCGACGGGCAGCCGCUCGGACGCGUCGUCUUGCAGCUUAAGGCUGAUAUAGUCCCCAAAACAGCAGAGAACUUCAGAGCCCUCUGUACCGGUGAGAAGGGAUUUGGUUAUAAAGGAUCCACGUUCCACAGAGUAAUUCCUUCGUUCAUGUGUCAGGGUGGUGACUUUACCAAUCACAACGGCACAGGAGGAAAAUCCAUCUACGGCAAUCGUUUUCCAGAUGAAAACUUCACUCUGAAACACGUUGGAGCUGGUGUUCUGUCCAUGGCCAAUGCUGGUCCCAACACAAAUGGCUCUCAGUUCUUCAUCUGUACAAUGAAAACAGAAUGGCUGGAUGGAAAACAUGUCGUAUUUGGCCAUGUCGAAGAGGGUAUGGACAUCGUGAAGAAAAUAGAGUCCUUUGGUUCCAAGAGUGGAAAGACUUCCAAAAAGAUAGUAAUCAUGGACUGUGGACAAUUGAGCUAAACAUCCCUGGAAAGUGUCUGACCCAAAGUUAGUUUGUACUGUACUCUUUCAUGGGGAAAGGAGAAAAUAAUUUUAAGUUUUUGGCUUCUCUUUUUGUGUGUGUUUGUGUGUAACUUGAGCUCAGUGAAAAUAUAGCCAGGGCUGAUUAAACUGUGAAGAAUGAUCUUUAGUGCUUUACCUUAGUCUUCUGCCACUACAUAAUCACAUUUGUGGCCCAAGGAGAAUCUUAUAGGAUGAGCCCACCUGAUUGAACCAACUGUUAUCACUGCUGUUUUGGGCAUCCAUUUUAAGAGACAUCUCACCAGACCCCAUCACUAGUUGACAAAAACUCUUCUCAAUUAUAAAACCCAAGAAUUAAUCCCUCACCCAACUGAAUAUUGCCUGGUACACAAUGCAUUUUUCUUAAAUGGUAAUAAUCCAGGUGAGACCUGUUGUCUAUCCACUCAUAAGGUGCUAGAGGGUAAGCUCCUUGAGAGUGGGGGGUCAAGCCUUCUUAUACUCUCUCAAGCACUUUGUACAGGGCUCUGCAUUAAGUGCUCAACAAAUGUCAUUGAUUUGUUUAGGAGUUGGGUUACUUAAAGGUUCGCCAAAAUAGAUUAAGUGAAUGCACUGUAACUUUAGUUCGUGUUGGUUUUAUUUUUAGGGAACAUUGAUUUUUACAAAGCAAUAGAGCAGCAGUCUCAUGGGCUGAAGUUUCUGAUACAGGAUAUUGUGUGUAAGCACAUAAUCAUUAUGCCUGUGCGAGUGACUGUCCCACUUUCUUUGGAGGUUGCUAUUGAAUUUGAGGAGAGACGCACAUCCUUAUUGUUCAGCCCCUGAAGACCUACACUGUUCUGAGCCAUUUGGUUGUUGAGGGGUGAAUAAAUGAGCCUUUCAACUUCUAGUCCCACACUGACUCUCUCUCUCUCUUCCUUAACAUUUCAGUAUCCAACUUUGAAUAAGAUAUGCUCUUUUCGUACUUGAAGUUCAGUGCUCACCUGGAGUCUCUGGUAUAUCUGGGCUCUUUUGUUCCAGAGGCUGCCCAGUCUUGACUCCAGAGGACACGUGGAGCUGAGGAACUUGAUUGAGGUUGCUUUGGGUAGAAAACUGUGAAGUAAUUCAUUUUUUUUUUCUUUUCAAUUAAGACAAGCCAGGUGUUCAUUUGUUAUGUAAUGAAUCAAGGGUACUUAUUGAGCCUUUACUGUAUGCAGAAUACUGGACUAAGCGCUUGGGAGAGUGCCUAAUGUGAAUCUACCUUGCCAUUUAGAAAAGUUGUAAAUUAAUCUUGAGGUUGAAAAUCUUUCAUGAGACGCUAAUGGAGAAAUGAGGGGUUUUUUUAAAUUAAGUUAAUUUAAGCUUUGUAGGAUUUUUAGUUUAUGAAAUAAAUUUUCACCCUUGGCUUGCUCUGUUUUAAAUGUAUAAAAUAAAACUUAUUUUAUUA
Messenger RNA from Tachyglossus aculeatus (Australian echidna), 2074 nucleotides. It is a transcript of the gene PPIF, whose product is annotated as peptidylprolyl isomerase F. Lineage: Eukaryota; Metazoa; Chordata; Mammalia; Monotremata; Tachyglossidae. Gene Ontology annotation, molecular function: peptidyl-prolyl cis-trans isomerase activity. Gene Ontology annotation, cellular component: mitochondrion. Gene Ontology annotation, biological process: protein peptidyl-prolyl isomerization; protein folding; regulation of mitochondrial membrane permeability involved in programmed necrotic cell death. The transcript is spliced from 6 exons. Bases 64 to 654 code for a protein of 196 amino acids. The record is from RefSeq and is a predicted model, not a curated record.